Messenger RNA from Aspergillus luchuensis, 1497 nucleotides. It is a transcript of the gene MAS2, whose product is annotated as mitochondrial-processing protease subunit alpha. The coding region runs from base 1 to 1497 and encodes 498 amino acids. Lineage: Eukaryota; Fungi; Ascomycota; Eurotiomycetes; Eurotiales; Aspergillaceae. Gene Ontology annotation, molecular function: metal ion binding. Gene Ontology annotation, cellular component: mitochondrion. The transcript has a single exon. The record is from RefSeq and is a predicted model, not a curated record.
AUGGAUCGUCUGGCUUUCAAGUCGACCAAGUCGCACACCAGUGAUCAAAUGCUUGAGGUUUUGGAGAGCCUUGGAGGAAAUAUCCAGUGCGCUUCCUCUCGUGAAUCCUUGAUGUACCAGUCUGCUAGUUUCAACUCCGCUGUCCCGACGACUCUGGGACUGUUGGCUGAGACUAUCCGGGAUCCUCUGAUCACCGAAGAAGAAGUGCUUCAGCAGUUGGCUACGGCUGAGUAUGAGAUUGGAGAGAUCUGGUCCAAGCCUGAGCUCAUCUUGCCCGAACUGGUACAUACCGCGGCCUACAAGGACAACACACUGGGAAACCCUCUGCUUUGCCCGCAUGAGAGGCUAGGCGAGAUCAACAAAGCGGUGGUUGAUAAAUACCGUGAAACCUUUUUCAACCCAGAGCGCAUGGUUGUCGCUUUUGCUGGUGUGCCGCACGCUGAGGCCGUCAAGCUUACAGAGCAGUACUUUGGUGAUAUGAAGACACACAAGAAGACGGACGGUCCUGUUCUCUCGGGCACGGGCAUCGAGACUACUCUGUCUGAAUCCCAGUCCGCCGCUGAGGAGGGCCAGGUGCCCACCAUUCCCCAGUUCACACCGUCAUCCACCACAACUACUACCGCAGCCUCCCCCAAGUCGGGAUUCCUUUCCAAGCUUCCCUUUUUGAAGAACCUCUCCAACUCUGGCUCGCAGAAUUCCGCCACGUCGCCGCUUGACCCAUCAUUGGUGCAGUCGUCGACGUUAGAUCUCAACCGUCCUUCCCACUACACCGGUGGUUUCCUCUCUCUUCCUCCGAUUCCUCCCCCUGCAAACCCCAUGCUGCCUCGGCUGAGCCAUAUCCACCUUGCCUUCGAGGCCCUUCCGAUCUCGAACCCUGAUAUCUAUGCCCUGGCAACCCUGCAAACACUCCUUGGAGGUGGCGGUUCCUUCUCUGCCGGUGGUCCCGGUAAGGGAAUGUACUCGCGUCUCUACACCAACGUGCUGAACCAGCACGGAUGGGUCGAAAGCUGUAUCGCGUUCAACCACAGUUACACGGAUAGCGGAAUCUUCGGUAUCUCCGCAUCUUGCAGCCCGACACGGACUACCGAGAUGUUGGAGGUCAUGUGCCGCGAGUUCCAGGCCCUCACUCUCGACACUGGCUACCAAGCCCUGCAGCCGCAGGAGGUUAACCGUGCGAAGAACCAGCUUCGCUCUUCGCUCCUCAUGAACCUAGAGUCACGUAUGGUGGAAUUGGAGGACCUCGGACGUCAGGUCCAGGUGCACGGCCGCAAGGUUGGUGUCAAGGAAAUGUGCGCACACAUUGAGGCUCUGACUGUGGAGGACCUGCGCCGGGUUGCUCGGGAAGUCUUUGGUGGUCUUGUCGAGAACAAGGGCCGUGGCACUGGCAGGCCCACCGUUGUGUUGCAGGAAGGCGAGUUGGAGGGCUACAGGCUCCGUCCUUUCCCCUGGGAGGAGAUCCAAGAGCGGAUUGCCCGGUGGAAGCUGGGAAGGAGGUAA